Messenger RNA from Paramormyrops kingsleyae, 2271 nucleotides. It is a transcript of the gene trim55a, whose product is annotated as tripartite motif containing 55a. Gene Ontology annotation, cellular component: cytoplasm. The record is from RefSeq and is a predicted model, not a curated record. Gene Ontology annotation, molecular function: zinc ion binding. NCBI's taxonomy places the organism in Eukaryota, Metazoa, Chordata, Actinopteri, Osteoglossiformes, Mormyridae. Gene Ontology annotation, biological process: regulation of microtubule cytoskeleton organization.
CUUCCUGUGUCGGGGUGACACCAGCUGCUGUUGCCUGUGCUGUUUGCAUAUAUGGUCAAGUGAGCAUGGCAACCUUUGACGUACUGGCUUCUAAAAACAGCGUUGACCCCCACUGCUUGACCAUGCUGCAGUGCCAGCUGGGAAGGGAAGCUCAUAGGAGUCAUUUGGAUAAGUCGGCAUUGUUUUGAGGGGGGACGAAAACAGCCUCUUAGCCGAGUCAUAUCUUUUGGGGGCUGAAUCCUUUCCCUCAAAACACACACACACCCCACCCAGGGCUUUGUGCCGUGUGAUGAGCGUCUCAGUGGAGUACUUAUAUACCAAGAAGCAGAGCAGCAUGGACAGCCUGGAGAAGCAGCUCAUCUGCCCCAUUUGCUUGGAAAUGUUCACCAAGCCGGUGGUGAUCUUGCCCUGCCAGCACAAUCUCUGCCGGAAGUGUGCCAGCGACAUCUUCCAGGCCUCAAACCCAUACCUGCCAACCAGGGGGGGCACCACAGUAGCAUCAGGGGGCCGGUUCCGCUGCCCGUCCUGUAGGCAUGAGGUUGUUCUGGACCGACACGGUGUGUAUGGGCUGCAGCGUAACCUGCUGGUGGAGAACAUCAUUGAUAUGUACAAGCAAGAGAGCAGCAGCGGAGGCACCAAGCCCAGUCCGGAGAGGAAGAGUGAGCAGCCCUUGUGCGAGGAGCACGAAGAUGAGAGGAUUAACAUCUACUGUGUGACCUGCGCCAAGCCCACCUGCUCUCUGUGCAAGGUGUUCGGCUCUCACAAGGACUGUCAGGUGGCUCCUCUCAACAGCGUCUACCAGACACAGAAGUCGGAGCUUUCAGACAGCAUCGCUAUGCUCGUGGGUAACAAUGACCGGAUGCAGGGCAUCAUCAGUCAGCUGGAAGAGAUGUGCAAGACUAUUGAAGAAAACGGCCGGAGGCAGAAGUCACAAGCGUGUGAGAAGUUCGACAACCUCUACUCCAUCCUGGAGGAGCGAAAGGCCGAGAUGACCCUGAAGAUCAACGCCGAGCAGGAAGAGAAGCUGGACUACAUCCACAGCCUGCAGAGAAAAUAUGGGGAUCAUCUGGAGAUGAUGUCCAAGAUUGUGGAGACUGGUAUCCAGACUAUGGAUGAGCCUGAGAUGGCUCUGUUUCUGCAGAAUUCAAAGCCUCUUCUACAGAAGAUCACAGAAGCCUCUGACAUCUCCCACUUGGAAAAGGUGGAGCGGGGUUAUGAGAAUAUGGAUCACUUCACUGCCAGCUUUCAGCGAGAGGGCAGUGCUAUCCGUAACGUAGACUUUCUCAAAGAUGAGGAGGAUGAGGAUGAAGAUGACGAAGAGGAGGAGGGGGCAGAAGAGGGUGGUGCGGAGAGUGAGACGGCAGGAGCAGGUCAGGCGGGUGCGUCGCAGGCGGGGGCAGCCGUCGGGGGUGGCGCGCAGCCGAAGCAGAAAACGGCUCCACAUGCGCCAGUCGGGGCACCCCAGGGAGCGCCCACGACCACGCCUACCGCCACGCCCCUGGCCACACCCACAACAGCCCCCGCGGCCACACCCUCGAGCCCAGGUCAGCUGCCUGAAACCCCGGCGCAGGCGCCCUCUGAUUCUGCCAGCGGAGCAGCCGGGCACAGCAGCAGCAGUCAAAACCCAGAUGAUAAAGGUGGAGAUGGACCCCGUCAUGUCUUCUCUUUCUCCUGGCUAAACUCCCUCCAAUAAUGCUCGUCUUCCGGCUAAUAUUCGCUGUCGUGUGACUGAGGGCUAAGCCGCGGGCGGCCCUGCGCCGUAAGGCCAGUCACGCCGACACUCACUGUAGCCGAAGUUUUACACGUUAAAACGCGUUUUGCUCUGAAUGCAACGACUGUGUGAACAAGUAGGAGGCGCGGUGGAAACGUAGCACGCAAAACUACACAACAAUAAAGUUAAUCUCAGCACCUUUUAAUGCUUUUAUUAAAAAUAUAUUUGAAAGAUAUUCCUUUUGCACAACAAAAAUGACUGGUUGCUCACACCAUGUUUAUUAUUAAACAAACAUUUUAAAGUACAGUACGGCAUUCUUAUGUCUGUAAAAUCUCGAAUUCUACUACUAAAAAUAAUUUUAUGAUUUUUUUAAAACUUCCUAAUCAGCAAUAGUACAACAGUUAGGCUACACAAUAAAAUUACGGUAUUCCUGUAUUAGGAGAAAGGAAAUGUGUAAUGACCAAUUUGCCCAAUACAAUUCCCCGCACAGCCUCCUGGUUCUAAAAUAAAUACAAAACCUGUUUAAGUAAUAAAUAAAACUAAAUAGCGGCAGUAUGCAA